GCCUGUUAACGCGGGAUCGAAACGGACGCUGAAGAUGCUCUAUUUAGCUGGUAUUAUCGUCUUCGUAACGAUUGUCGACGCUACGCUUCACCUGGAUUGCCCUCUCUACUGCGAGUGCGACUGGGCGUCCUGGAGCGUCUCCUGCUCCGACCUCCAGCUGCUGCCCGCAUUCCACCCCAGCACCACGGAGGUCUACAUCUCUGAGGAUAAAACUUUAAGAGGCCUUGAUCGACACUCCUUCUAUAACAGUCCCAGGAUGAGCCACAUAGAACUAAGAAGCCUCAGAAAACUGUCCUCCAUCCACCCGGAGGCCUUCCAGGACCUACCUCACCUGCAGUAUCUCGGCAUACUUAACACAGGUCUCAGCUCCUUCCCUGCCCUUAAACUCAUCCUAUCAGUGCAAGCGGAGUUUGUUUUGGAGAUCGUGGAUAAUACUUUAUUAGAAGUGAUACCUGCUAAUGCUUUCAAUGGAUUAUCUGAGAAUUAUUUAACGAUCAUGUUCAAUGGCAACGGCCUGCGCAGCAUUCAGCCGUAUGCCUUCAACGAGAGCCGCCUGGAGGAAGUGUAUCUCAACAUGAAUGUGGAUUUGGAAACAGUUGACGCUUUGGCCUUUUCUGGAGUCAUUCACGGUCCAACACUUCUAGACCUCUCAGAGACCAGAGUGACCACUUUACCCUCAAUGGGACUGGGAGCCGUGCAGACAUUCCAAGCUAAAAACACUUGGGGCCUCAAGCAACUGCCCCCCCUUACAGCGUUUCUGCAUCUCCAGAGUGCUGAGCUGACCUUCCCCAGCCACUGCUGUGGCCUCUCAAAGCUGACGCGGUGGAGAGGACAAACAGAAGAAGUAAUUUGCAACCUGACGAAGACUCUGGGACUGAGGUCUCCCCAGGGGGGUUCCUCCAGGCGCUUCGGGAGACACACCAUCACCCAGCAGGAGGACUUUCUGCACAACAGCAGUCUCCAGACCUUUGCAAACCCUUACCACCACUUCCUCCAUCCCGACCUCUUCCGUCCGUCCGAGCUGUGGCCCAACGAGGGCCCCUACUUCGUGGACCUGCCCACCGAGCCGCCGGAGGAGGGCUUAGACUACGCGCUGUGCAGUGACCCGCUCGCCCACCAGAGGGCGGUGGCCUGUGUGCCUGAGCCGGACGCGCUGAACCCCUGCGAGGACGUGAUGAGCCAGGGCUUCCUCCGGAUGGCGGUGUGGGCCGUCAGCCUGCUGGCCAUCCUGGCCAACCUGCUGGUCCUGUUGGUCCUGCUCACCAGCCGCCGCCGGCUCUCCAUCACACGCUUCCUCAUCUGCCAUCUGGCCUUCGCCGACCUCUGCAUGGGCGUGUACCUGCUGCUCAUCGCCGCGGUGGACGUCUACACGCGCUCCCACUACUACCAGCACGCCGUCGCCUGGCAGACAGGGGCCGGCUGCCAGCUGGCGGGCACGCUGUCCGUCUUCUCCUGCGAGCUGUCGGUCUACACGCUCACCGCCAUCACGCUGCAGCGCUGGCACGCCAUCUACUUCGCCAUGAGCCCCGAGCGCCGGCUGCGGCUCCGCCACGCCGCCGCCGCCAUGCUGGGCGGCUGGCUGCUGUGUCUGACGCUGGCGCUGCUGCCGCUGGUCGGCGUCAGCAGCUACCAGCGGGUGAGUGUCUGCCUCCCCAUGGACGUGGAGACGGCCGCGGCCCGCGUUUACGUGGUCCUGGUGCUGAGCUUCAACGUCCUGGCCUUCACCGUGGUGGUGGCCUGCUACCUGCACAUCUACUGCAUGGUGCACAACCCCCGGCACCAGUCCAGCCGGCACGACGCCAGCAUGGCCCAGCGCAUGGCCGUGCUCAUCUUCACCAACUUCCUGUGCGUGGCGCCCAUCUCCUUCUACGGGCUGUCGGCGCUCCACCGGCCGCUCAUCACCAUCACCGACUCCAAGGUGCUGCUGGUUCUGUUCUUCCCUCUGAACUCCUGCACUCAGCCCUUCCUGUACGCCCUGCUGACCCGGGCCUUCCAGUGGGACGCCGCGGCCAUGCUGAGCCGGGUCGGGCUUUGGAGGCCGCAGGCACCGCUCUGCUGA
Molecule: messenger RNA, 2059 nt
Organism: Gadus chalcogrammus (walleye pollock)
Lineage: Eukaryota; Metazoa; Chordata; Actinopteri; Gadiformes; Gadidae
Product: thyrotropin receptor-like
Exons: 10
Coding region: 35-2059 (674 amino acids)
Biological process (GO): G protein-coupled receptor signaling pathway
Cellular component (GO): membrane
Molecular function (GO): protein binding; thyroid-stimulating hormone receptor activity
Source: RefSeq, a predicted model, not a curated record